UGGCAACAGGCGGAGGACUUCUCGCGCAAGAAGGAGAUCCGGGCGUACAUGUACAAGCUGCGCGAGCAGCGGCUGAAGGACUUUUACGCCAGCAACGACAGCAGCCCGCCGUACUUCCUGAUGGAUAAUGCGAGCGCCACGUUCGGGCUGAAGAAGACGGGUGCGGUGACGGUGGGCAGCCACGGCAAUUCGCUCGUCGACCAGAGCUUCGAGAGCUUCAAGACGAAGGAGAUCCGCGACUCGGAGAGCCCGACCAGGUUCGGCACUCCAGCGGCGACGGCGACGGUGACGGCGGCGGCGGACGGAAGCAGAUCCGGCUGGCAGAUCCGGACGUCGGAGGAGGUGAGCGAGGACGGCAAGACGCACACGGUACGCAGCUCCGCCACCACCGAGGGCACGCAGGAGCUGGACGGGGGCGGCCGGGCCCGGUUCGCCGGUCGGAACGAGGAAGCGCACAGCGAGCGGUACGAGGAGGACCCCGAGAGCGGGCUCGCGGUUCGCAGUGCGGUCGCCCAGUCGGACACGUUCCUGUCGGAGGACCGCGAAGAUGGGGCCGGCCACCGCCACCGGUUGGUGACAGCCAGCCAGACCUCCCACCACCACCACCAGUCGUCCUCCAGCAGCAGCAGCACCACCACCAACACCGACGGCAGCAGUGCCCGCCUCGGGUCCGUGCAGCUCUCGCAGGACCCGGAGCGCGUGCGGGAAGCAUUCCGGCUGGCGGGGCAAGAGGGUGGCACGGUGGUGGAGCGCGAGGAGCAGCUGGUGAACGCGACCACGAGGAUGAUCACCGAGACGAAGCAGCUGGCCGACGGGACGACGGUGACGACGCGCACGUACGAGAAGGUUGCCGGUGAAGCUGAGCUGGAAGUGACGGGGGUGGGUGACUCGGCGCCGGUACCGAUGACAACCCCCGGCACCCAGGCCAGGGUCGCCACCUCGGCCGAGAAGAUCCUGGUGGAGGUGGAUGCGGCCCACGAAACGUUCGUCCGGUCGCUACGCUCGGUAUCGCCGGCCGCCGGCGGGGUGGACCAGGGCACCUCACCACCGCAAGGGGGUCGCAAGGGUCGCACCUCGCCGGCACCGGCUCCCGCCAGUUCCGGAGGCAACUACAUGCGAUCGACGAUCACGUCCGAGCGGAAACAGUCGCAACGCUGCGACAUCGAUGCAACCGGGGAUGGUGGCGGCGGUGGCCGGGCGGAUCGGGCGGCUAGCCCCCGGAAGGUGUCCACGGGUACGACGGCGCCGACGAAGGCGGGCGGCACGAAACCGCCGCUCGUGCGCAGCGAAACGUACGAGGAACGCUGCCGAAAGAUCCUUGGCAUGUCGGAAACGGCCACCGCCGCCGCCGCCAAUGGUCCCGACCCGACCACCGGUAGCAUCUUCAGCACCUACGACAACACCGUGACGACGACGGUGACGGCGGCGUCGGCGGCAGCGGCGGCGGCGGUGCAGUCACGCUCGGAGCAGCGCUCGGAGAAGCGACGCCAGCUCGAGCAGGAGAUUCGCUCGAUCGAGAGCGAAACCAUAGGGCGGGCCGCGGCGAAGGAGGCCGCGGUGGAGACGCAGCUGCGCACCACCACUACCACCACCACCAACACCGGGAAGGCGUCUUCCGGCGUGCGGAUGCUGACGAAGCAAUCAUCCGACGGGAAGUUCGAUCGGCGGCCCAUCAGCACCAAGAGUUCGUCCGACUUUGACGUGAAGCGACAGGCGACGGCGGCGGCGGCGGCGGCGUCCGCGCCGGUGCCCCGGAAUCACCACAUCACGGUGGCCAAGAUCAAGAUCGAGUCGGUGCGGGGUGGCGGCGUCAAGCAGCAGGUGGGCCGCGCACGAGGUAGUACCACCACCACCACCACCACCACCACUACCGGUAGCAGCGUCCGGCGACAGGCAGCUCACUGCGACUCGGAGUCCGACAAGGAGACGGGUGUGUCGGACAGCGAACCGGAACCGACCGAGACCGGAGCCGUGAGCGGUGCGUCGGGGGCGGCCGCGGGCCGUCGUCGCCGCCCACCGGCGGCGAUUACUGAUCGCAAGGACUCGGCUCCGGUUUACCGGACGACGGGUCGGGCACCGGCCGCCGACAAGUGCUACACGCGCUCCUCGAGCGACAAUCAUCUUCGCACCACCACCACCACCACCGGCAGCCGGCUGGGUGCGAAGGUCCUCACGAAGGCAACACCGGCCGCAGCACCGGUUGCGUUGGGUCGCGUUGGCGUCAAACCGUCGGACCGGCCGGUUAAGCACGUGGCCACGAAAACGAUCAAUCUGGCGACGAAGGUGACACCAGCGGUGGAGAGGGCCACGCUCAGUUCGGACCAUCUGGAUAACGUGGUGAUCGACAUCCAGCAAGCGAAAUCAUCCCGGGAACCGUCCCCGAACAAGCUCGUCCCCAUCCCGGUGUCACCGGACGAGGAUACGGGUCGGCCCCGCUACCCGGACACCGUACACGAGCCGGACGAUGCAGCGAUGGCGUCGCCCGCCGCCAAGGUGAAGCACGUGCAGAUCUUCGAGGAAGCGACGAACGCGUUCGUCGGUGGGGGUGGUGCGGGUGGCUGCGAGAUCACCGAGGUAGAGGACCACGAGGUGCGAGCGCAGCGGGCGACGCGCAUCACAAACCUGGACCGGGUCACCGAGGACGACGAGUCGCUGCUGAGCGUGUCGGACAAAGUGUCCAAGUUCGUGCAGGAGGCACGCCGCCUGCAGGACGGUCCGGGUGAGCGCCGGCCGGUGGCCGAGCGCCCGGACUAUGGCAAGCUGGACGAGCACCUCCGGUCGGACGAGUGUCUGCUGAGCGUGUCGGACAAGGUGACCAAGUUCAUCUCGACCGCCGAGGAGGUGAAGAAGAUCCACACGUCCGGCCCGUUCGUCCUAACGACGGCACCGACGGUGGACGAUGAGGAGGUGGAGGAGGAGGAGCAGGAGGAGGAGGAGCAGGAGCAGGAGGAGCAGGAGUCAGGAGUCAGCGAGAAGGUGAUCCGUUUCGCACCGCAAAAGUCGCCCGAACUGGUGAAGAACGCGAUGAAGAGCACGGCCACCGUCACCGGAUCUGCGCGCCACCUGACGGCGGAGGAGGAGGAGGGGGAGCAGCAGCAGCAGCAGCAGCAGCGUGCCACCAGCAUUGCGGACCGAUACCGGACGGCGACGGUCAGCAGUUCAGGUGGUGGCGGCGGCGGCGGUGCAGGACCGAUCACGCUGCGGAGCACCGAUGCCGUGAAGAAGGCCAAGGAACUGUUCGAGAAGAGCGCCCGAGAUCAGCAGCAGCAGCAGCAGCAGGAUGGGGCAGCGACGGGGCGCUACCAGCGGGACAUUCUGAACCGUUCGUCGGUGUGGGAGGACCGCCGUCAGCGGCAGCAACAGCAACAGCAACAACAACAACAACAACAACAUGAUGUCAAGCUGACCGACAUCGGUGUGUUCCGGAAGAGCUCCGGCGCCAGCCCGGAGGACGUACCGGAACCGGAACCAUCCCGAGCGGGCGGCGACGGAAGCCGCCGCGAUAGUGCGGGGCAAGUACGGGCCGUUCCCGCCUACAUCCGCGACACCGUGUCCUCCAAGAAGGAUCUGUUCGAGAAGCGCAUCUCCUCGUCGAAGCUCCCGGUCGCCGACCCGACACCGGAGGACGAUCAGCGUGCAACGACGACAACGGUGACGACCGUGGCCACUCGCAAGCCAUCGUUGAAACAGCCACCCGCGGCCGUGGCUCCCACCGCCGCAGCCGCCUCUGUCCCCGGAGAUCGUACACCGUCGUACAUGGCGCACACGGUGGCAUCGCUCGAGCACAUCAACUCCAACGUCCGGCGUGACUCGGUGGACCACUCCGGCGGGGGGGAAGCCCCGGUUCCAGUCGUCGGCUCCGUCCCCAGCAGUACCACCACCACCACGACCAGCACCAGCAAGUUUGGGGUCGAGCUAAAGCGCCUAGAUGGCGGCAAUCGGAACACACCGGGGGCAGCGGCCACCGUCGGAAGCACCGCAAAGCGCAAGGUAAGCGGCCCGGCCGCCGCCGCCGCCCCCACCGCCCCGGAUAGCGGCGCCGUCGAGGACAACUGGGACCUGGAGGUGCUCGAGCGGCUGCUGGAGUCGGUGACGGGGUACGAGCAGCGACGCCGGAUCCGUGCCCAGAUCCGGUUGGUGAAGAAGCAACGGGACGAUCAGCAGCAGCAGCAGCAGCAGCCGCCUCCCCAGUCUGGCGCUCGCUCUCGCCAGGGACAGGACACGCGGGAUGGGGUGGGAGGCGCCUCGAUGAAGCGAAAGCCAUCGGUACCGGAAGUCGCCAAGUCGUCGCCGUCCUCGUCGGAUGAACCGAAGCCAGCCGCGGCGGCGGUGGCGCUAUCGAAGGACGAGCGGCCAAUCUGGGCCACCAGCAACAUCCUGCGGAAAGCCACAACAACCACCACCACCCAUACGAAUGGGGUGGCUAAGAAGACGACUGGCAGUAGCUUCCGGCAGCAGCAGCAGCAGACGAAGGCAACGGCACUCGAGGCGGGGGCGGCGGCGACGACGACGACGGAUUGCAUCACCUCUAGCUACGGGGUGGGGCCGACGGACGAGAACGGGCUGCCACUGUUCGGGAUCCGGGCGCUCAAGAAGAUCCGGGCGCCGCCGGCCGAAGCGACGACGACCGAGGUGAGCGGUACGAUCGUCACCGAGACGCUGCGCAGCGAGAACGGUGGGCCGGCGGUGGGCGAGCGGACCACCACCCACUACUGCACCGCCGAACCGGCGGCGGCGGGGGCAACGGCCGGGGGUAUGACGCCGCGCAGUCACCGGCCCGCCGGGACGGGGCUGAUGGCGAUCAGCCGCCGUGAGAAGAUCACCGGCAACGAGCCGCUGGCGAGCGAAGAGCACCCAUCCGCCGCCGCUCCUCCCCAUCCGGUGCGUAAGGUCGUCCGGAAGGGUUCGGUCAAGGAGCUGACCGAGCGGUUCGUGCACCGCGAAUCGUCGUCCUCGCUGCACCAACAGCAGCAGCAGCAACAUCCGAAGGCCGGCCUCAUACUCCGCUCGGCCGCCGCCGCCCACAGCCAGUCGGCCAGCCGCGCCUCGACACCGUCGGCUACGACCACCGACGGUUGCCGUUCGGUGCGAUCCGCCGAGGACGAGGACGAAGAGUGCUUCAGCGAGCACGGUGAGCACGGUGAGGUGCGGACCAUGGUGCGACGCACUUCCAGCUCCAGCCAGCAGCAGGCGCGUUCGUUCCUCAACGACACCUCCAAGGUGGCGAACGUGCAGGAUGUGCUCGACCGGAUGCGCAACGCCGAUAGCGUGAUCGAGUCGGGUGACACGGCCGAGGACCGGGAGGCACGGGCCCUGCUCAACAAGUUCCUCGGCGCGUCCGUCCUCAUGAGCGGCGUCGAGUCGCUCAUCAGCGACGGGGGCGGUGGCGGCGGUGGCGACCCGGCGGCCACCAAGAAGGUGUCGAAGGUAUCGUCCAGCAGCAGCAGCAGCACCACCACUACGCGCACCGUUCGCGCUGGUUCCGGUUCCGCGGCAACACCGGCCUCGGCUACAUCGGCCAUCAGGCAGGUGUCCAUCGACAGCCUCGACCAAGUGUGGGACGAAGCCGUGCUAAAGCAGUUGCUGGAGCAGUCCACGAGCUACGACGAUCGGCGCAAGAUUCGGGCCCGCAUCCGGCAGAUAAUGGCCGAGAAAGAAGUAUAG
This is a messenger RNA of Anopheles cruzii, 5664 nucleotides long. RefSeq names its product serine-rich adhesin for platelets-like. NCBI's taxonomy places the organism in Eukaryota, Metazoa, Arthropoda, Insecta, Diptera, Culicidae. The record is from RefSeq and is a predicted model, not a curated record. The annotation marks the transcript as partial. The transcript is spliced from 7 exons.